AUGCGGGAUGUGAGGAUCCAUAGUUUUCUUGUCUGCGAUUGGUUUCGUUCCCUGUCAGCUCCGGCGCUCACUGUAGAAGCUUGCAAUGCCACUGUGGAGGCCGAAAGGGUGUCUCCCUUUGAGCGUGAUCCAAUUUCAAGUGAAAUCACCCGUAUUACAAGUAGCUCUGUUCGACACACUUUGGGCAUGGUUCUCUCGGCAUUCUACAUUAUUUCUCUUGAGGUAAAGGCUUACGUGAGGUCGUACACUUUUCGCCGUCUUGCAGAUGCCUUUACGCACGCACACGCUUCUGUAAAACUCCGACACAGCCCUGUAGAACGUGAACUGAUUUAUGCAUUCUUUCUUGACUGGGCUUAUUCCAUCCAGGAUUUGGACUUUAAUGUGGAUCGGGUGGAAGAAACGAAUAGUCAGCUCCUAAAGAUCGCCAAGUCGCCUUCUAAUGCUCUUGAGGAUACGUCACAUGAUGACUUUCAACAGCCUGCUCUCACUUUUUAA
This is a messenger RNA of Trypanosoma conorhini, 495 nucleotides long. Its product is annotated as putative phosphatase. The record is from RefSeq and is a predicted model, not a curated record. Lineage: Eukaryota; Euglenozoa; Kinetoplastea; Trypanosomatida; Trypanosomatidae. The transcript has a single exon. The coding region runs from base 1 to 495 and encodes 164 amino acids.